This is a messenger RNA of Bursaphelenchus xylophilus (pine wood nematode), 2879 nucleotides long. The record is from the annotation of a GenBank genome assembly. Lineage: Eukaryota; Metazoa; Nematoda; Chromadorea; Rhabditida; Aphelenchoididae.
AUGCCGCAGAGGAUAUCGCAGAUCAGGUACGGUCCAUUCCCGGGAAAAUUUGGGGCUCGUCGCGCAUCCGUAGUCCUCAUGUUUUGUUGUUUUUUCGGGCACUGUUGUUGUUGUUGACGGGGGGAAGAGUGCGUUUUGCUCCCAAAAGUGCUACACGACUGCUCGAAUUGGGCGUUCUCGGCCGGUUGUUGACUGCGGAUGCAGACGUGCAAAACACUUCGGACGGGUGUGCUUUUGGUCUAUAGAUCUUUGGGUUCGAAGGGAGGGUCAACGUGACCGGUUUGCGCAUCAACUAUAUCUUCAAUUCUUCAGUAUUUUUAAAAAUUACAGUGAAAACUGAGUUUCGUAUGAUGUCAAAAUUUGGAAUAAGGUCAUAUAAGUUAAUAGGUCCAGUAGAAUCUCUCUUUUCGGUCGCAUUUGUUCCUCAUUAGUCUUUUUUUUGAUAACGUGUCCUUGGGCAUUGUUUUGGUGGGAUAAUGGUCCGAGUCUGGGAAAGUUGGGCGCCACCUAGUUAUGAAACAUGGGCAUGUGCUCUGACGUCCCGCAAUUAGUCGCUAUUUAUAGUGCGUUUGUCUCAAGUUGGUGAUAAAGUGUGUGUUCGGGGUACAGUAGCGUCACCGGCGGAGACUAUUGUGAGCGCGUCGCAAAAUAUUGGGAUUAGCAAGGUGUGGGGCUGAAAGGACACGGGUGGGUGAUGUUUACGGUUGUGCGGAAGUGCCAAGUGAACCAUCGACGGGUAAACAGCGUCGAUGUUGACUGAAUCGAAGAGUUCGACGCCACUCCCCGGGGGAUUCGCAUAAUCCAACAUUUUUCGAAGUCGUGACGCCAUCUGCGCCCUGCAGAAUUUCGACCUCCCAUUUCACGCAGAUUUUGGCAUUUUUGGGUGUCGGCUUUUCGGACGACACUCUUAAUUUCGAUGUUUUUUAAGGAGCGCUCUUUAAGCUUAUUGUCCAUAAUCGAAUUAAGCCGGCGUGGUCUCUGACCCACGCGUAUCGGAAAGACCUCCGUCUGGGGAAGACAAUUUAGUCGGGCCGGGAAAGGAUUUGUCUUCAUUAGACAAUUAGGCCAGUUUAAAGGUCAGAGACAAUAUCUUCGAAUGUUUCCGAGAAAGUUUGAAGUGCAAAACCUUCAUGGUAAAUUUGGCGAUUGUAUUGGGUAGAUGCACAAUUAUCCGGCGUUUUUCAACAAUUUCGAUUCGAUACUUGUAUCAAUACAAAUUUAUCAAUACUUGUCCGUUCGUAAGGUCGCUGGACGAGGUUUUUGACCGCACUGUACAGAAAAAGUCAGUAUGCGAGCGACAGCCCAAAAAGUCGAUUGCACAGUGCAAAGCAAACUUUUAUUUCCGCGGAAUACAGUCGUUAAAAUCUCCCCAGCAAUUCUGCGAACGGAGUAGUGAUUAAAAAGCCCAACUAAAAUGUAUAAACUAGAAGUAUCCGUUCGUACGUACAAAAUUUAACAAUGUUUUUUUACACUUACUGACGAAACUUGGCCUACGAGAGGUGAGGAAACCAAUUCCUUUUUCUGGAAUGUGCUUUCAGCUUCUACAUGAAUAGCUGUGUGAUUUGCAAACUUGUCAUUACACAAAUGACAAACUUAGUAACGCCCGCAAUUCUUGUCAUUACAGCCUUGGCCUGCAAAACGAUCUCUGAUCGUAGAAGCUGCAGUUUUAAAUUGCCGAAUUUGUCACUGAAUUCCUCGCUAUGACGAGGGUUGAGCAUUAGGAACAUCUUGUUAAAAUGGGGGUCUCCCGAACCCAAAUUCACGUCUAAUUUUCUUCGCUUUCAGGAAAAUCUCGAGCAGGCAAGUGUUCGCAGUGAUAUUGGCCACAGUCCUCCUCGCACAGUGUCCCGAGAGCGCGGACGCGUCGGUCAGGUUAUGCGGCAACAAACUCACGUCGGCGCUGGAGCUCAUCUGCAAACACAAAAUCUGCGGCGGCAUCUCGAAACGUAAGCUCAUUGAAUUAGCGACCAAAAACAAGUUUAUAAGCCAAAUUGGCGCUUGUACGUAGUGUUUACAUUCAAUUACUGUGUCAUGACAUGUGUAGGCAAAACUAUGGAGUUCCGAUUACCCGGCAGUUCCGCGUAACCCACCAGAAUCGUUGUUAUUGCUGGGAGUUGUGGGGUUGUUUUCUUGAAAAUCUUUUUUCGGUUGUUAUUGGAGCGAGUUUUCGAAUUAUUGCCAAAUCGAGACGAACAUACUAUCACCUAAUUGUUUAUGAAAACAGCGCAAACUGGGAGGAUGGUGUUUGCACCGCGAAGCUUGACCUAUAACUCGGUUUGGUGGCGUGACAAAAAAUGCAAUUAUUCCGCAUCUCGCGAAUUUUCAGCGCAUCCACCAAUAGUAUCUUUCGAAUAUUUAUUAAUGUGCAAUAAUUAGUAAUUGUUAAUGAAAUGAGUGGCAGUCUCGCGCCCCCGAAAUAGGAUGCGGGAUGAUGAAUUGUAAUUGCCUUAACCUCUUGGAAUUCGUACAUUUCGGGCUCUAGACGGAGGGCGUGGGCCUGCGGGUAAUGAAAAAAGAAUGGUAUUUGUUUUCUCGGCCAAGUAUCGGAAAUGUAGCAAGGAAACUGAAAAGGUCAAGCGGUCUUGAGACGGAAGCUCGUGGGUUCGAGAAAAGGCUACAUGAAAAUUUUAUAGGACAACAUAAACGUAAAAAAAUCGAAUGUCUCGACGCUUAUCUCACCCAAAAUUUCAGGCGGUGUAAAUCCCUUCUACUUGGACGAACUACUCGAGCGCAACUACGACCCCUUCACCUACUACAGUAAUCGAGUGCGACGAUCGCGAAUCGUGACGGAGUGUUGCGCGAAGCGGUGUACGCUCGACUUCCUGAAGACCUUUUGUUGCGCCGAAACCGACGACUCCGUGAACCUGGACGGCGUCUAG